Messenger RNA from Ectocarpus sp. CCAP 1310/34, 1094 nucleotides. NCBI's taxonomy places the organism in Eukaryota, Phaeophyceae, Ectocarpales, Ectocarpaceae. The record is from the annotation of a GenBank genome assembly.
CGCAGUUUACGUCGACAAUAAUGGACGACAUGGACGACGUAGCCUCGUUCUGGCAGCACCAUGCUGAGGGUUUCUGUCCACAAGGCAACCCGCUUAACGUUUGGGAAGGAUUACUGCUCAUUGCAGCACAAACACCUGAGCGUUUCCGCGAAGCUUUGCAAGCGGCCGCAGUCGCUGUUGGUGCCCGGUACUGCAACCACGAUACUCCGCCGUGUCCUCUCCCUGAUAUCAGCAAACUGCCGGAGAGGCAGGCCGCCGCACAGCAAUACGCUGGAUUAUGCGGAAAGUACCACGCGGAAUACAUCGCCAACACCGACGUCACCAUGCAUGGUGGAAGAGAGGGCAGCAGGAGCUGAGAUCACAACGAAAAGAAUGAGGAAUCAGGCCUGCUACGACGCCGGGACGGCGCUCAACGCGCGAGGUCGUGGGGUUCAGCUGAGGAGGCAGAAGUGCUUCACCCACGCCUGCCGCGCGGUAUGGCCUGACGACCAGCCGCUGCCCGCAGCUGUACUUGCCGCUCUUUCGAUGUAGUGUGUGGCGCACGUGCCAUCGGCUACGCACGCGGGGCAAGGUAGCUAUGUUGUCUGUUUUGAUGAAGCCGAGACCGGCGGGCGAAUGUGCUGGCUCGAUUUCCCAAUGGGCGAACGGGCUAGGGUAGUUGAAGCAUUUCCGACAUCAACCGAAUAUCAGCCAGGUCUCAAACAUGACAAGCGCACGUGUGUGUUGACGGGGCGGGCCUUGGUGUGUCACUGUGCAUGCUGGAAAGGCUGGUUGUUCACGUGCUGCUGCUAAUGGUGAAGGGUUGGGUCAACAUUCCGUAACACGUUCGUUGUGCAAAGAAAAUAGGAACACGAGUUCGUCACGGUUGUUGUCGGUCGCGCGGAGCAGGUCGGACUUGCACCUUGGGUGUCACAAAUAAAUAAACAUAAAUAUAUUAAAAAAAGUUCGGCAAGAAAGACAUUCGGAAACGUGGUUCCAUGUGUCUUGGUUCUAUUGCGAGAGUUUCUUUUGUCUCCUUCAGGAAUAUCUUGGAGGUUCACGGGGAUUCCGACAGGUGCACGAGAAUAUGUGCGUUCAAUUCGUUUGGCAUUCGA